AAACAAAAUCGCCAGGCGUUCUAUUUUCUGGAAAGAAAAUUCCUAAAAUUUUCUGCAAAACGGCGAAUUCUCGGCGAUGGUGAUACUGCUUCGUGAAGUGUGAAAGUUGGAGUGUGAAAACCAAUCAUGACCGAACGGUGGCACAAGAACAGUGUAACGACGACGAAAAGUGGUUUAGGAGUUGGAUGCGCGGAAGGUGGCGGCGGCGGCGGCGGCAACAACGGUUUAGGAAAUCAUGGGUCCAGCUUAGGAAACGGCAGCACGACGUCCGGAACCACAGACCUGGGGAGUGUGGGCGGCAGCGUUGGCGGAGCGCACACUUUCGGUGGGGCGAACGGAGAAUCGGGCAUCCUCCGCAAAACGGGACACUACCAUCAUCAUCAUCAUCACCAUGGCGGCACCCAGGAGAACUUCGAUGAUCUGCUCGUCUUCGGUUACUCGUGCAAAAUCUUCCGCGACAACGAGAGGGCACGAUACAUCGAUCAGGGCCGGCAUCUGAUACCGUGGAUGGGCGACAAUCAGUUGAAGAUAGACAGAUAUGAUGCACGAGGUGCGUUACACGAUCUCGCACCCUACGAACCUCCGCCGGGGGGUUAUCGAGAUCGCCUGGAAGGGCUUACGGCGGCCGAGCAGAAGGCGGAACAGUUGUGUGAAGAAGAACGCUAUUACAGCCUUUACCGGAACGAGGUGGAAGAGGAAAUCGCUCAAGAGGAAAGCUUGAAGCGACAGCUGAAGUUGGGCACCGAGAUACCGUUCGAUUACGAUGCCCCGCCACAGGAUGGAGCAACGGUGGCCACUGUUGAGCAGCGUUCAGCUUCUGGCAACGAGCAAGACGAUGAUCCUUAUGUGCCGCUAGCAAAUUUUGAAAUUCCUUCCGACAUUCCACUACCGGACACGAUGAAGGAACACGCAAUCAUCGAAAAAACGGCCAAAUUCAUUGCCUCGCAGGAUGCGCAAAUGGAGAUACUGCUCAAAACGAAACAGGCCAACAAUCCACAGUUUGACUUUCUCAACCAAAGUGGUCAUCUGUUCCGGUAUUAUCGGCAUGUGUUGUUGGCUUUUCGCACCAAUCAAUACCCGGCAAGCGAUAGCGCCAGCAGCGAACAGCAGGAUGUGGGUGCCGAUGAGGAGCAAAAUUCGCUGCAAAAUGGCACGGCAACAGUAGUCACUCCGAGCGUUGUCGUUCCGACAAUUAAGUACAAACCCUCGGCGGAUUGUGCGUACACACAGUUGAUAAGCAAAAUUACCGGAGCACCAAUACCGACAAUAUCGGCAUCGGAAGGAGGUGAACAAUCGCCUUCGUCCGAAGUGUCGACCCCAACGGGGGUUGAGAAGAAAACGGUUUCCACCGGUUUGGCCGGAUUGGUGCAGUACGAUUCGGGAAGCAGCGAAGAUGAGGACGGCGAAGAUAAUGGUGCCAAUGAGAGCUCCGAUCCUCAGCCCAAAUGUAAAUCGAGUGAACCGAAGGAAUCGAAAGCUACACAGUUAGCACCAUUCCAAGGGGUAGUACCUGCAUUGACGAUCCAGCACGUGAUUGAUCGAACGGCCAUUUAUGUAGCAAAGAACGGGUACAGCUUUGAGGAAGCUCUACGUGCCAAAAAUGAUCCACGGUUUGUUUUUCUCAAUCAAACGCACCAAUAUUACCCGUACUAUGCGUACUGUGUGCGCCAACGAAUGAAUGGCGGUGAAAAUGGAUUGGGGCUAGCAUCUGCUUUAUCGCUUCCCGCGUCGGCACCCAAUUCACCGCCCAAAGUAACGGUUCGAACGGAAACAGGAAACGGCACGGUGGUAGAGACUACGCCUAGCUUAGGCAUUAAAACUGUCCACACCGCAGCCCCGAAAGUGGUUCCGGCAUCAUCAACAAAGAUUCAGCAUCAAAAGCUGGGCGCACCGGUCAGUUUUAUGCUUCCUCGCAAAGCAAAAGAUGACACCGGUAGUAAAAUGCUGGGAAGCGACGAUGAUGAUGAAAACGAACAGCAGGUACGAACUGUCCAGCCAGAGGAAUGUGCGAAAGAAAACCAGGAGCAAAUGCCUGAGCCACCGAAGCAGGAAUCGAAACUCGUUGAAACGACGAAACGAGCAAGUGACGAAUCAUCACCAAAACCUCCCAUUGUUAUCUUACACAAGGAGGAAGCGGUUGAGUCGCUGCCAGAGAAUGUACAAGAAGUGAUCGAAAAGGUAACCGAAACGGCAGGCGAAAGCCAAACAAACUCUCUCACCAUGAACCUGGAACCGACCGUCUCGAAGGAAAAGCAAGCUGAACGGAAGAAGCGUGCUAGCAUGUUUGUGAAUCUUAUCAAACACGUGGAUCGCAAGCCAACGGCCGAUGAGCGAGAGCACGUUCCCGAGACGAAAGCGCGGAUCAUCGAUGGUGGCCAUAUUGCUAGCGAUGUGGAGGAAGGAUCGGUUCAAUCAAUUCGCUCCACAAGCGUAUCGCCAAAGGAUCAGAAAACCGGAAGUGUUAACACCGCAAUCACCACGAUAAUGACGACUACGGUAAUCGAGGAUGAUGAUGACGAUGAUGAUGAUGUGGUGCUGGUGAGUGAAACGCGGCCGGCGGCCGUUCGACGUUCUCGAUCUCGGUCCCGUUCUGUGCAGAGCACUAGAAAAAAAUCGAUUGAACGGUCCAGCAGUUGUCGCCGGACGAAGAAGAAGAAAUCUAAAAGCCGUCACCGAUCAUCACGGGGAAAGUCGAAAAAAUCAAAGAAAAGAAAAUCCCGCUCACGGUCACGAUCGCGAGGCAAGCGAGAGCGUAGUAGAACGGGCCGCGAUCGCAGCAAAACACCCAGACGAAGGGGACGCAGUAGUAGUAGCACUAGCAGUAGCAGCCGCAGCCGCAGCCCCAGUCGAAAACGAUCGCAAAGCCAUACGAGCAGUCGAAGCAGUAAUGUGAAGCGCCGCACCGACGUUCGCCGACGAGCCCACUCGAGUCCUUCACCGUCCAGAUCACGUUCUCGUUCACGAUCCGUUGGCUCAGCAGCAGGGGCUAAACGAUCGCGAAAGAGUGAACGUUCGCCCAUGGAAUCGUCGAAGCGAAAGAACAGGAAAGAUCGCUCGCGGGAAUCGAGUCGCGAUCGGAAACGCAAAAAGCCGCAAAAGGAUCGAUCCGUCAGUCGAGGAUCGCACCGGAAGAGCGAUAGUGAUUCGGAGAGCCGCCAUCGACGUCAGCAGCAGCGAAAGAACAAGAUGACCGGUGAAGCCUAUAACGAACGGUAUCCUGUUCCGUCGCGAACAAGGUAUUGGGAUUGCUAGAGAAUCCAACGAAAUCAUAUCGGAUCGAUCGGGGGGAUGCGUUUAGAUACGGAGCCGAAUAACAAAUCACUGGGCAAUUGGUUGGGAUACGUAGAUAUUGUAGUGUAAAGUGAAGAUUUUAAUAAAACUUCUUUUUUUCCUUUACUGACA
Messenger RNA from Anopheles darlingi, 3402 nucleotides. It is a transcript of the gene su(w[a]), whose product is annotated as protein suppressor of white apricot. Gene Ontology annotation, molecular function: RNA binding. The record is from RefSeq and is a predicted model, not a curated record. The transcript is spliced from 3 exons. Gene Ontology annotation, biological process: mRNA 5'-splice site recognition; RNA processing. NCBI's taxonomy places the organism in Eukaryota, Metazoa, Arthropoda, Insecta, Diptera, Culicidae. The coding region runs from base 127 to 3252 and encodes 1041 amino acids.